Acaulospora colombiana is the source of this 624-nucleotide messenger RNA. The record is from the annotation of a GenBank genome assembly. Lineage: Eukaryota; Fungi; Glomeromycota; Glomeromycetes; Diversisporales; Acaulosporaceae.
UAUCAUCAAGGUGGUCUUGCUUAAACCAAGUGGGCUGGCCGAGACGGAAGAAGGGAAGGAUGUUAAGGUUGAGGAAGGAGUACAGAUUCGCUGGUGCGAACCAGUGGGGAACAGGGGAGGAAUGAAAGAAGGAAGAGUCCAGUGGACAGUAGACUUGGAGGCUCGCGCGUCUAAAACUUUAACCCUGGAAUGGGAAGUCUACCAUCCACCUGGUCAACGCUGGCAAUACGAACUUCAAGCCCCUGAUACUGGUGUAGAUGCUCGAGCCGUGCAGGAUUUCAACGUGAACGCUGCCGACAUCUUCCCAGUGUCUCACAAUAAACGCUUAAUUGGUGGCCUUCUCUCUACUGUGCUCGAUGCGGUUUUACCAGGUGGUGCGACAACGACAACGACCCAACAAACGCCAGCAGCAUCGUCCAACCAAGCCCCCGCUCCGGCGACAUCUCCGACCACCACUCCGCAGAACCAACAAACUACAGCUGGUUCUUCUCCGACCACUGCAGGGAACUCUCCAGCGACUUCUCCUGGUGCAACCAAUCAGCCGGCUAAUCCUGGUGCAACUUCGGAUGUUGCGUCCAAUACGCAAGGCUCUGGCAAUACUUCUUCCCCUGGCAAAAAUGGAGG